UCCGAGCCGAGCACGCUCAGAGACGCAGAUGUCCCGGCGCUGUUCCGGGAGCCCUACAUCCUGUCGGGCUACCGGCCAGUGGGACUCUCCUGGCGCUGCUAUGUCCUGAGCAUCUUCCAAAUGCACAACGAGACGCUGAACGUGUGGAGCCACCUGCUGGCCGGAGUGUGCGUUGCGCUGAGAUUUGGAGCGUUUGCUGUGUUUCGUGGAGGGGGUGUUCUUGGCCUGAGACUACAAGGCCCUGAGGGUCAGGGCCUCUCACUGGACCCAGCCUCCCUCCCCCUGGUGAUCUACGUGUUGUCCUCCCUCACCUACCUGAGCUGCAGCACAGCCGCACACCUGCUGCAGUCCCAUUCGGAGCUGGCCCACUACUCCCUGUUCUUCUUGGACUAUGUGGGUGUGGCCGUCUAUCAGUAUGGCUGUGCCCUGGCCCACUUCUUCUACAGCUCUGCUGCUGACUGGAGACACAGCGGGAUUGGGGAGGUCUUUCUCCCUGCCGCCGCCCUCCUGGCAUGGCUGACCUGCGCCAGCUGCUGCUUUGCCAAGCUGCAUUACCGGCGGCCAUACCCUCUCCAUCGCAAGCUGUUCCAGGUGGUCCCCACAGGUCUGGCCUAUCUCCUGGACAUCAGCCCGGUCGCCCACCGCCUCGCUACCAACAGCUGGGCCAGCAACUCGGCAUUCCCCCUGCAUAGCUUACAGAUGCUGCUCUUCAUCCUGGCUGCGUUCUUCUUCUCCUGUCCCGUGCCGGAGCGGUACGCCCCGGGCCAUUUCGACAACGUCGGCCACGGCCAUCAGCUCUUCCACCUGCUGCUGGCCCUCUGCACGCUGGCUCAGCAGGAAGCUCUCUUCCAGGACUUCCUGUCGAGAAGGCCAGCGAUGAUUCGGGAUUUUGGGGAGGGGAGUCUCCUACUGGCCUGUGGCUCCUUCCCUCUGCUGGCUCUUUGCAGUGGCCUGAUAGCCUUCCUCAUGAGAAGGAGAGCUCGCAUGAGACUUUGGAAGGAACAGAGGUAG
Molecule: messenger RNA, 1011 nt
Organism: Gadus chalcogrammus (walleye pollock)
Lineage: Eukaryota; Metazoa; Chordata; Actinopteri; Gadiformes; Gadidae
Gene: paqr8
Product: progestin and adipoQ receptor family member VIII
Exons: 5
Coding region: 121-1011 (296 amino acids)
Biological process (GO): response to steroid hormone
Cellular component (GO): plasma membrane
Molecular function (GO): nuclear steroid receptor activity; steroid binding
Source: RefSeq, a predicted model, not a curated record